Molecule: messenger RNA, 1836 nt
Organism: Trichophyton rubrum CBS 118892
Lineage: Eukaryota; Fungi; Ascomycota; Eurotiomycetes; Onygenales; Arthrodermataceae
Product: pre-mRNA-splicing factor ATP-dependent RNA helicase PRP43
Exons: 2
Coding region: 1-1836 (611 amino acids)
Cellular component (GO): intracellular anatomical structure; spliceosomal complex
Molecular function (GO): RNA binding
Source: RefSeq, a predicted model, not a curated record
AUGUCAGUUGCCGAGCGUGUUGCAAAUGAGAUGGACGUUAACCUUGGAGAAGAGGUUGGAUAUAGCAUUCGAUUCGAGGACAAGACCAGCUCCAAAACCAUACUCAAGUAUAUGACGGAUGGUAUGUUGUUGCGCGAAGCCAUGCACGAUCACGAUCUCAAGCGGUAUAGCACCAUCAUACUCGAUGAAGCUCACGAACGUACAAUGGCAACGGAUGUCCUCAUGGGUCUUUUGAAGGAAGUCGUACUGCGUCGUCCAGAUAUGAAACUUAUUAUCAUGUCUGCUACUUUGGAUGCGCAGAAGUUCCAACGCUACUUUUCUGAUGCGCCAUUACUGGCGGUUCCUGGAAGAACCCAUCCAGUAGAAAUAUUCUAUACCCCCGAACCAGAGCAGGACUAUGUUGAAGCUGCCAUCCGCACGGUCCUACAGAUUCAUGCUACCGAGCCAGAAGGUGACAUCCUUCUGUUUUUAACGGGAGAGGAGGAGAUCGAAGAUGCUGUUCGCAAGACUUCUCUCGAAGUAGACGAGAUGAUCCGUGAAGUCGAUGCCGGGCCAAUGAAAGUCUAUCCUUUGUAUGGUUCUCUACCUCCAGCCAUGCAACAGCGUAUAUUCGAGCCCCCACCACCGCCCCGAAAACCCAAGGGAAGACCUGGAAGGAAAUGCAUUAUAUCCACAAACAUUGCAGAAACCUCACUUACCAUCGACGGUAUCGUGUAUGUGGUAGAUCCAGGAUUUUCUAAGCAGAAAGUAUACAACCCACGUAUUCGUGUGGAGUCUCUGCUUGUAUCCCCUAUCUCAAAGGCCUCAGCUCAACAACGUGCUGGUCGUGCUGGUCGUACUCGACCUGGGAAAUGUUUCCGUCUCUACACUGAAGGCGCUUUCAAAAAGGAACUUAUCGAACAAACGUAUCCGGAAAUUCUUCGCUCAAACUUAUCUUCCACGGUUCUGGAUUUAAAGAAACUUGGUAUUGAUGACUUGGUUCACUUUGAUCUCAUGGAUCCUCCAGCUCCUGAAACCCUGAUGCGAGCCUUAGAAGAGCUCAACUAUUUGGCAUGUCUAGAUGACGAUGGAAACCUCACUGCUCUUGGUCGAUUAGCCUCCGAGUUUCCUUUGGACCCUGCUCUGGCUGUGAUGCUGAUAAGCUCCCCAGAGUUCUACUGCUCCAAUGAAAUCUUGUCUAUUACUUCCUUACUUUCAGUACCCCAAAUCUUUGUUCGCCCUGUUGCGCAGCGGAAGCGUGCAGAUGAAAUGAAGGCGCUCUUUUCCCAUCCAGAUGGUGAUCAUCUUACUCUACUUAAUGCCUAUCAUGCAUUCAAGGGGCCAGAAGCACAAGCUAACCCUCGACAAUGGUGCCAUGAUCAUUUCCUCUCCUUACGAUCUCUGCAGUCCGCUGAUAAUGUCCGACUACAGCUUCAGCGUAUAAUGGAGCGGGAAGAAAUUGAGUUAGUCUCUACCCCAUUUGAAGAUAAGAAAUAUUAUGAGAACAUCCGUCGCGCACUUGUAGCUGGAUUUUUCAUGCAGGUUGCCAAGAAAGAGAGUCAAGGGAAAAACUUGUAUCGUACUGUCAAGGAUAACAAUGAGCCGGUUUUAUUGCAUCCUAGCACAGUUUUGGGAUAUGAGGCUGAGUGGGUCUUGUACAACGAGUUUGUCUUGACCACGAAGAGCUUUAUUAGAACUGUCACCGCAGUUAAGGGAGAAUGGCUUUUAGACAUUUCUCCUGCGUACUAUGAUAUCUCCAGUUUCCCGAAAGGAGAAAUUCGGUCCGCAUUGAUUCGAGCUGGCGAAAGACUAUCUCGAAAGGAAAAGAUGCGAUCUGAUGCGAGCAAAAAAAGAUGA